GUUUUCGGCCUGUGCACCGCAGAAGAUCCGCGCGGACAAGAAUCUCUACCCGCUCCAGUCGCGUCAGUCGUCUCCUCCUCACUCAGUCACUCCCACUUCGCCACUUUCCCCACACCUCUCCUUCCAAUCCAAACCCUAGCUAGCGAGCGAGCUCGAUGGCCUGGGCGGCGGCUGCGCUGGUUGUCGCGGCGGCGGUAGUGCUGUCGCCGGCCUCCAUGGCAUCGGCGUCCAACUCCGAGGGCGAUGCGCUGUACGCGCUGCGGCGCGCGCUCGCGGACCCCCGGGGCGUGCUGCAGAGCUGGGACCCCACGCUCGUCAACCCCUGCACCUGGUUCCACGUCACGUGCAACCGCGACAACCGCGUCACCCGCGUGGAUUUGGGUAACUCAAAUUUGUCAGGCCGUCUUGUUCCUGAACUGGGGCACCUUGAGAACCUGCAAUAUCUAGAACUCUACAAAAAUAAUAUUCAGGGGACUAUCCCAGCUGAGCUUGGGAAUCUAAAGAGCCUAAUCAGCUUGGACCUGUAUAACAACAACAUCACAGGGACCAUACCGAAAGAACUUGGCAAGCUGAAAUCCUUAGUAUUCCUGCGACUUAACGACAACCAUUUGAGUGGUUCAAUUCCCAGGGAACUGACAAAAAUAUCUAGCCUCAAAGUGAUAGAUGUCUCAAACAAUGAUCUUUGUGGCACAAUCCCAACUAGUGGGCCUUUUGAGCAUGUACCCUUGAGCAACUUUGACAAUAAUCCAAGACUAGAAGGCCCAGAGUUGCAAGGGCUUGCAACAUAUGACACGAACUGCUGAAAGUGUCAAGCUACUCUCUUCACUUGAGCGAUACAGGUGGACAGCGGAUUAACAUUGUUGGAGUACCUGGUAAAGAAGUAAGCCUGAUAGCUUGUAGGCUUCUGGAAUGCUUGCAAGUGAAAAAAGGGCGCCCAGGUUUACAGGCUUCUAGAAUGCUUGCAAGUGAAAAAAGGGCUGCAGCUCAUUGGUGUAGAUAGUAUUUAUCGAAGGCACCUAGCGGUCAGUGGAAACCCUCCUGAAUUGAUGAUCCAGCGAAGUGCCGAUUUCGCGUACUGUAACGACUAAUAUUUAAUGCCAUUUUCAUUCACUCAUGGUUCGUGUAUCAUUCAAUAAUUUUCUGCUUUGGUCAAA
This is a messenger RNA of Phragmites australis (common reed), 1154 nucleotides long. RefSeq names its product leucine-rich repeat protein 1-like. The transcript is spliced from 6 exons. The coding region runs from base 156 to 803 and encodes 215 amino acids. The record is from RefSeq and is a predicted model, not a curated record. Gene Ontology annotation, molecular function: protein binding. Lineage: Eukaryota; Viridiplantae; Streptophyta; Magnoliopsida; Poales; Poaceae.